AUGGAAGACGCGUCUUGUCUGAUUUCAAUGCCAUGGAAGAUUAUCAAACAAACUGGUAAACGACUUUCAGGCGAAGAUAUUAAUUUGAAAAACUUCCAAGUAACAAGACAAUGGCAAGUUUUCAUAUUUACUGAUUUUGUAUUAUUCAAAAUAUAAUUUUUCAGUGAAUCAAGCGAAGUCGAAUGUUUUAAUUGGAAAUGGUCGCCAGAUGGAAGAUAUGGUAUUGAUUUACCUGUCAGUUUUUAUUUGAUUUAAUUUUAUUUUUGAAAAUAUCAAUUGAAUUUUCAGGGUGGCCGCGAUAAAAUAAUUCAAAAUUUCAAUGAUUUUUUAUCCGUUUUUGAUAUGCACACUUUAAGCUGGCAACAAUAUAAAUUACUACACUUUAAUUUUGAGGUAGGGCUUUUGUUAUCAAUUUUGAGACAAAAAUUCAAGUUUUUCAGAUUCCACGUGCCGCAUUUUUGUAUUGGCUUUCGUGUGAUAUUAUUUGUGUAGUUACUUUAAUGGUAAAACAUUUUUUUGCCCCAAGAAACCAAAAAAAACAUGUGAAAAAUUUCAGCAUCCCGAUGAAAACGAUGAACGCGAAAUGAUCAAAUUGAUCUUCUGCCAAACAUUUCUUAAAAUUUGUCACAAAACAAAACAACUCACAAAACUUGACAGUGUGUAAGUUGCUACCUAAAUAAUUGAAGAAUUUAUCAACAAAAAAUGAAAUUUUCUUCAGAAUCUAUGAAACAGACAGAACAAUUCCAGUUAAUUAUUGGUAUCACAUUUUCGAAAAUCGAAGUGGUGAACCCUUUUUGGAUGCAAAUAUGGAGAGUUGGCUGAUUUUUUCGAAUGGAAAAGAUUCAUUGAUUCUUAUACCAUAUGUUCCAAAACGAGAAAAAUCGAGAAAUCGUGUGAGAUACGUGGAUUUUGAUAUGGAUUCAAUUGUUGCAAAAAAUAUAGGUAUUUUUUGAACUUUUAAAGUGUUAUGGUCAUGGCUUCAAAAUUGCAAAUUGUACUCUAAAAUUUUGAGAUGACUAGAAACUAGGGUUGGAAAAACAGUGUAUUUAAAAAUUGAUCUUUGUUUUUUUUAAAUUUUUCUCUGCAACAGGUUGACCUAGGAUGAAAAACAUGGGAAAAUUUUCACCAGAAAAUUUUGAUUCAAGAAGUUUUUCCCACAAAAAUCAAUUUUUCCAUGGAUAAUUUUUUUUAGAAAUGUUCUUGAAUCACAAAAACAUUCAAACAGAAAUCUAAUAUUUUCAUAUUAAUUUCAGGAUGUCAAAUCUCGCUGGAUCCAUAUUUCUGCACACACUAUGUGCCAUUUGUCUAUAAAAAUGAAAUCAAUUUCAUGUUUCGAAUCAAUCAAAAAACUUGUGAAUUUGGACAUGGUUAUAAUGAAACAAUUAACGGAAUAUACCAAUUACAAAUCAAUUUGGCAAAAGUUAUGGAAAAUAAAGAAAAUGCGAGUUUUGAUAAAAGUAAGUUUAUUUUUAUUUUGUGAAAUCAAAGUUGAUUCAUGUAGUUUUCAUUUCAGAUGAUAUUAAUAUUUUUCGAAAACUACACUUUGAUCCGGAUUCUCAACACAUUCAUUAUUCACAAUAUAAAAAUAUGCUGACAUUUUUCAAAUGGAAAAGAUGUGACAGAUUUUAUGAGAGAGAUGUGGUUGGUUUUUGUUUUUUUUUUCAUUUUUAGAAAUAUACAUAGAAUUAGAUAUAAAAUAUCGAUUUUUCUAGAUCAAUCAAACGCUCCCAAUUCGAUAUCGUAAAUGUGUUCAGCAAAGUUCUUUCGGAACUAUUGAUUUAGAAACUGAUCAAGAAAAUACUUUUCAUCAUAUUAUUUUACCGUAAGUUUUUUUUUCUUUGUUUUUUUUUUCAAAAAAAUAAACAAACUCGUUUUCAGAAAUGACGUACUUUCCUUCCAUCCAUCAGGUUCUCUUCUCGCUUUUCGAUACAAAGAGGAUUACGGUAUGUUUAUUUUUAGCACACACAUGGUCUAAAUAUGACAAUUUUGCAGAAAUGUUAAUGUGCUGUCUUCCAUUUUAUAAACCACUUCCAUUGUCAUUAAUAACGGUUCAAACUUUGAAUAAUUGUAUAAAUCUCGAUCCAAACUGGUGAGUUUUGAAAACUUUAUGUUGAAUUUUUUAAUUUUCAUAAAAUCUGAAUCUAAUUUUCAAGUUAGCCGCAGAAUUAUGAACUUUGCCAACAUUCAAGUAUAGUUGGACAUCGACUAAAUCGACUAAAUGACAUUUUCAUGUUUUUUAAGCAACUGAGUUGAAAUAUUGGGUUUUAUAUUUCAACUCAGUUGCCUAAAAAACAUGAAAAUAUUAUUUAGUCGAUUUAGUCGAUGUCCAACUAUACAUCCAAGGCAAGGAAUUUUUGAAUUAGAUUCCAAGAUUGGAAAAACCGAAAACUUCCCCAUUUUCCUUCAGAUUCGGCUUUUUCCUAAUUCAAUUUUCAAAAUAUCCUAUUUUUGCAGUAUAAUUCAUCGAAAGUGCAUUUUUCAUUCUUCCAUGAUUCGUUCAACAAAUCACGGCUGA
Caenorhabditis angaria is the source of this 2515-nucleotide messenger RNA. Lineage: Eukaryota; Metazoa; Nematoda; Chromadorea; Rhabditida; Rhabditidae. The record is from the annotation of a GenBank genome assembly.